GUAUCGCAGAUCUCAGACGGGCAGAUACAAGCACCUACUGGCUCUCCUGUCUCCCAGAUCUCGGACGGACAGAUUCAGGCACCUACUGGGUCACCUGUAUCGCAGAUCUCAGACGGGCAGAUUCAGGCACCUACUGGGUCGCCUGUGUCGCAGAUCUCGGAUGGACAAAUUCAGGCUCCUACUGGGUCUCCUGUCUCCCAGAUUUCGGACGGACAGAUCCAAGCACCGACUGGUGCACCAGUAUCCCAGAUUUCAGACGGACAGAUCCAAGCUCCAACCGGAAAGCCUAUAUCACAGAUCUCGGACGGACAGAUCCAGGCUCCAACCGGGAAGCCUGUAUCGCAGAUUUCCGAUGGUCAGAUUCAAGCACCUACUGGUUCACCGGUAUCGCAGAUUUCAGACGGGCAGAUUCAGGCG
Messenger RNA from Sphaerulina musiva SO2202, 417 nucleotides. RefSeq lists its product as uncharacterized. Lineage: Eukaryota; Fungi; Ascomycota; Dothideomycetes; Mycosphaerellales; Mycosphaerellaceae. Gene Ontology annotation, cellular component: cell wall. Gene Ontology annotation, molecular function: structural constituent of cell wall. The record is from RefSeq and is a predicted model, not a curated record. The transcript has a single exon. The annotation marks the transcript as partial.